Messenger RNA from Trifolium pratense (red clover), 1059 nucleotides. Its product is annotated as membrane magnesium transporter-like. NCBI's taxonomy places the organism in Eukaryota, Viridiplantae, Streptophyta, Magnoliopsida, Fabales, Fabaceae. The coding region runs from base 168 to 473 and encodes 101 amino acids. Gene Ontology annotation, cellular component: Golgi apparatus; EMC complex; plasma membrane. The transcript is spliced from 4 exons. The record is from RefSeq and is a predicted model, not a curated record.
AUUGAUUAAGAACAAAAUUGCAAUUAGCAAGUUUUGAUCUGCCCUUAGAGCUAAUUACAGCUGUUGUUUACUUCUCCAAGCGUGUGCAUCCGUUCCUCCUCGAAAUCUCCUACCUCUGGCUGUCCGAGACAAGACAAUCAUCACCAAACAAAAUCAAACUGAAAACAAUGGGUUUAGGUUUCGCUAUUGGAUUCAUCGGUGUUCUCAUUCUAUUUCACGCCGCUUAUUCAACCAUCCAAUAUAGGACUUUGUUGAAGAUUACAGAAGAAGAGUUUUCUGGAUCUCCUUUGAAUGUUGUGAUUGAACUGUCUUUAGGAUUAUUGCUUUGUACUUGGGCUGCUUUGACUGUGCCAGGGAAGUUUUUGUGCAUCCUCCCUCAUUCUGAAGAGAAUAGGAUUGUUUCUUUACCUUCCAACAUGGACUUCAUGAUCUUCAACCAUCGAGGCAAAAUAUUUCCGGUUGAAUUGAACUAGAAGCUUGGACAUUGAAGACUUUUCUAUAAUUGGAUUAAGGACCUUCCUUAUUCUAGAGAGAUAUUUCUUUUCUCAGAAAUUGAUUUGUUUUUUAAACAUUUGAUAUAUCUGUUGGACGAUGUACUAGUUUUUUGCAGCUUUCUUUUGUAGUACAUACUUUAUGUUUUUUUUACUAAAGACGCCUGUCUGUUAUUUGGACAGGAUUUUACUACUAUCAGAGCCAUUUAUUUAUGAUGAGGUAGGCAGACAGCCACAAGCUGACCAUACUUAUGUGAAUGAUUUGCUUAAAUCUUGAAUUAACUUUGGAGCCAUAGAAUGGUAAUGUGCAAAAUAAAAGCAAAUGAUCUUGUUUUUCUAGGUGAAUAAGUUGCUUGAGCUUGGUUAGGUUAGGCUGGAAAUAAGGUGUUCAAUACUAAUAUGCAUGUGGCAGAACAUAUUAUCCUUUGAGAGCGACGCCUCAUGCCUAAAAGGUACCAAAGGAAUACCAGCAAGCUAACCACUUUAGCCUUGCUGAUAAUCAGUUUGAAAUUCAAACUGUAAACACAAUCUAAUCAAAAUCUACAACAGUGAGUUCUUGUGAAUUUUC